This is a messenger RNA of Rubroshorea leprosula, 1018 nucleotides long. Lineage: Eukaryota; Viridiplantae; Streptophyta; Magnoliopsida; Malvales; Dipterocarpaceae. The record is from the annotation of a GenBank genome assembly.
GAUCAUUAAUUCUGCAGGUAGCAAGCACAGUGGCCAUGGAGAACAAUCUUGCAGAGACGUUGCUACCGGCUACCAAAGAACAAGAAAACACCACUAAUCUGAGAACGAAGGUUAUGAAUCAAUCAAAGACCAUCUGAAGAAUCAGCUUCCUCGGAAUAAUCGCCAAAGUCACGUCUUUCUGUCUCAUCAUCGUCACUCAGUCCUUCCUGGAUCAUGUCAGUGAUAUCCAACUCGCUACCUUCGCCUUCGUCCAAAGCAUUUUCUUUCGCUUCAUCAAUGGAAUCUUCAUCGGCAUGUCAAGUGCGGUCGAAACAUUAUGCGGCCAAGCGUACGGUGCCGGACAGUACCACAUGAUGGGAAUUUACUUGCAGAGGUCUUGGAUUGUUGACGGAGUAGUGGCGACUCUGGCAGUUCCGCUCUUCGUAUUUGCCAGGCAAAUCUUGAGACUUCUGGGUGAGGAGGAAGAGAUGGCAGUGGCGAUGAAGAACAUGAUCAUUGGCUGGCUUUCUGCUUUUUCCUUCCUGCUUCAUCUGUUGCUCUCAUGGAUCCUCGUUUAUAAGCUUGAUUGGGGAGUCAACGGAGCAAUGGCCGCCUUGAAUAUCUCCGGUUGGUCAACGGUAUCGGCGAGUUCGUGUACAUAUUUGGAGGUUGGCGUCGGAAUAUAUGGAAAGGGUUAAGUAAAGCUGCCUUCCAAGACAUUCUCCCUGUGAUCAAGCUCUCCUUGUCCUCUGGUAUUAUGUUGUGGGUGUUGACCGAGAAUGAAAAUUUUGGAGAGUGUUGACCGCGUAAAACAAUAAUAUUCAGGGUGCAAAUAAGGGCUUUGAUAUUCCUUCUUUGAGGGCAAUUUGGUUGAUAAUUUUUUGGUUUUUGAUAGCUUGGAACUGUGGUACAACUCUAUUUUGGUGUUGUUGGCUGAAUAUAUGAAGAAUGCAACCGUUGCCAUCUCUGCUUUAUCCAUCUGGUAAGUCCCCCCUCCCUCUUUACAGAAGCUGUAAUUGAAUAAAUUGCAUAAGUGGUA